This is a messenger RNA of Zychaea mexicana, 738 nucleotides long. RefSeq lists its product as uncharacterized. Lineage: Eukaryota; Fungi; Mucoromycota; Mucoromycetes; Mucorales; Lichtheimiaceae. The record is from RefSeq and is a predicted model, not a curated record. The transcript is spliced from 6 exons. The coding region runs from base 1 to 738 and encodes 245 amino acids.
AUGAGCAAGAUGUACGUGAACGGAUGGCGCAGUCGUACCAACCUUCGCAUACUGCGCAGCUCUCUCCAAGUGAGACGAUCAAGAAGGCGCAGUACAUGGGCAACGGCGGAAACGGUCACCAAGUCGCACAUAGUGCAAUUUUUGAAAGACUUUGGUGGCCUUGAUCAAGAAAAGGCCGUGGCCAUGUACCACUCGCUGAGCGAUGGGUUCAAGACUCACAGAGGACGGUUGCAGAGUGCACACGCUGCAACUUAUUGCGAGGUUCCCGAUCAUGUCAAGAGGACAGAAUGGAAGACAUUCGAAGAGAAUGUCAAAUACAUAAACAACACCAAUGUUUCUGAUGCUGGUUCAUCGGUUGGUGCUCGGUCUGCAAUGAGUCGUAUGGACUUAACCAGCCAACGAGGAGCUUCCCCUGCACCAACGUUGCAAACUGAAGGAUCAUUUAUGUCAAUAACAAACACCACUCCUUUCAGAAUCACCAUCCAUCCCAAUGCCAUCAUCUUCUUCUUCUUCGACUCGUCGACUAUCCCAACUAUCCCUUCCCCACAAGAAUCCGAUCAACCUACCACUGCCUCUCCAUCCAUUUCUUCAUCAUCUCCUGCACUACCACAUCAACCUACUUCUUCGCCAUCCGCCGUCCUCUCCAUUCCUUCCUCCGUAGCUCCCCCACCACAACAACCUACUGCAUCACACACUGUUAGAUUGCAGCAAGUAUAUCUGUUCAAAGUAGGAGUAUGA